This is a messenger RNA of Lytechinus pictus (painted urchin), 5055 nucleotides long. RefSeq names its product tyrosine-protein kinase BTK-like. Gene Ontology annotation, cellular component: signaling receptor complex; plasma membrane. The transcript has 17 exons. NCBI's taxonomy places the organism in Eukaryota, Metazoa, Echinodermata, Echinoidea, Temnopleuroida, Toxopneustidae. Gene Ontology annotation, molecular function: ATP binding; transmembrane receptor protein tyrosine kinase activity. Bases 1 to 2172 code for a protein of 723 amino acids. Gene Ontology annotation, biological process: protein phosphorylation; multicellular organism development; positive regulation of kinase activity. The record is from RefSeq and is a predicted model, not a curated record.
AUGCAUGGGACGAAUUUGCAAUGUCAAAUAUCUGAUCGUGAAUGCAAGGAGAAUGUGAAACUUCGCAUAAGAGCUGUUUCUUGCAAAGAACCAGGAUACCUAGGCUGUUACAUAGAUGAAAACCAGUUUGGAUUCGGAAGAAUUCGUUUGCUUUCCGAUGGUCCAGGAUAUCAUGGUAGUCUGACAAUUGACCUCUGCAUCAAAAUAUGUAAAAAUGAAGGACACUUUUACGCAGGUGUAGAGUAUACUGUACAAUGUUUCUGCGGUGCACGAGAUGAAGACAUUUCCCGAGAUGGAAAAGUUCGGGAUCACCAAUGUGAUGAUAUUUGUCCUGGGGAUAAUCUUGAGUCAUGUGGAGGCUCAGAUAGAAUCUCCAUUUACCAAGUCGAUAUCGGUGUUUGCGAAGACCCUGGUACCCCUGUAAACGGAUUCCGCUAUAACGAAACGGAUCUUCUCCGCUAUGGUAGCAAGGUAUACUUCAACUGCUCCGAUGGAUAUGAUCUACAAGGACCCGAUGUUAUCCAAUGUGUUCAGAAGUACAGAAAUAGGAGCUACAGUCCUCGUAAUAGUACACAUGAUGUUGUUUGGGAUCAUGAUCCUCCAACAUGUAGGCCAACAGUUGGCAUCGGUGUCUGCAAAGACCCAGGUACCCCUGUAAACGGAUUCCGCUAUAACGAAACGGAUCUUCUCCGUUAUGGUAGCAAGGUAUACUUCAACUGCUCCGAUGGAUAUGAUCUACAAGGACCCGAUGCUAUCCAAUGUGUUCAGAAGUACAGAAAUAGGAGCUACAGUCCUCGUAAUAGUACACAUGAUGUUGUCUGGGAUCAUGAUCCUCCAACAUGUAGGCCAACGGGUUUUAUUUCAACUUUACCCCCUUUUCCGACGACCAAGGUAAGAGGACAAACCAACCUAAUUCCAUCGACCAGAACAUAUAGCAUGACGCUGACCAAUGAUCAAAAAGGUUUCAGUUCCACUUCACCUUCACAUUUACCACCUGUGACCGCAAAUCAAGAAGAGGAGAGAUACCAAAUCACGUUCACUGGCAUGGCCGAUGUGAAUCACACUGAAAACCAAAGGGGUAUCAUCUAUAUUAGUGUUGGCAUUGCCUCCGCUCUGAUAGUCAUCGUCUUUGUCAUUGGAUUGGUCUUUCUGUGUAGAAGACGUAAUAGGAGAGAACAGAAUUUGGCCCAGGAUCGAAACUGUACCGUAACCUACGAAACUAUUGACAGCGGAGCUGCAUACACAGCCCUGAAAAUCGGUUCAUCCGGAGCACCUAUCAUCGGUCCUGAAAACUUAACGUUUUUUGCAAGACUCAGUUCGAUUGGUCGAGGUGAAUUUGGAGAGGUAUGGAAGGGAGACAUCAGUGUUAAUCAAAUCCAUAGAGAUGUUGCUAUCAGGCUGGUUUCAGAUCAAGUGGUCGAAUCGGGUAACUUUCCUCAAGCUAUCCGGGUACUCUAUGAGCUGACGGAUCAAUUAAAUGUUGUAAAAUGCCUAGGAUAUUGUCGAGAAAAAGGAAGCAUUCUGUAUGAGUUUGUUUCUGGUGGCUCACUACUCACCUAUCUGCAAGCCAAACGGGGACAAUCUCAACCAACGUACAACAAUCUGAAACCAAAGAGAGAACGUCUCACCGAUGAUGAUGAAGGUAGGCUAUUAAACAUGGCCUGGCAGGUGGCAAAAGGGAUGGAGUUUCUCGUGUCGCAAAAGAUCACCCAUGGAGCUCUCUGUGCCCACAAUGUGCUACUGGCAGAUGAAAAGCUGUGCAAGAUAUCGGAUUAUGGACUAUCUACAUCGCUAUUUAGGGACAAAGUUAAACUAACAAGAUGGAGUUGCCCUGAAACAAUGGCAACGGGUGGACAAUCGACUGAAGGAGACAUUUGGUCUUUUGGAAUCGUCUUGUGGGAAAUUGUAACAUUAGGAUCCAGACCUUACCCUAAAAUGACAUUUGACAUGGUCCAGAUGAAAGUUAUCGAUGGUUACCAGAUGCCACGCCCUCAUCAUUGUGGACAAGAAGUGUACACAGUAAUGUCUGGUUGUUGGGAGAAAGAAGCUGGGAAGCGAAGUAGUUUUGAUCAGAUCCUGAAGAGUCUGGAAACAAUUCUUGAAAAGGCACACAAUUACAUGUCACUCAGUAACAUUGAUGACGGAUUGUACGAGUCUACACUGGAUAUGUAAAUGAAUUCCUGGAAACACCGAAUUGCAACUUACUGUCCACACAACUAUUGGUUAAAAUCUGCCCAAAUUGGGUAAUAAAAACUAAUAAUUGGGUAAUAAAUUUGCUCAAUUGGAUAAUAAUUGCCCAGAAUAUAUAUAUAUUUACCAACAUACAUUACCCAACACAGUGGACAGUAUGUUGCCCAACAUUUUAAGUGUGUAUCAAACUCAACCAGAACUCUGAUAUGUCUCAACUCAUCAUUUUAAUAAUGAACAUUAUUGAUCAUUAUUUUUAAUUCAAGUGCACUUUGGCUAUUUUCAGAAUCGUAAAAUAUCAUAACUUAAUCUAAAACCGUGUUUGAUAAAAACUGUCAUAGUGUUAGUACAGUUAGAGUAAUUCGCUGUUCAUCUUUAAUGAAAAUCAGCUCUUGACUUAAAGUUAAGUUGAAAGAGUUUUCAUAUAACGACCGAGUUUAAAUUUUUCUUAUUUUUUAAGUACUACGAUUUAGUAUCAUACAAAUUUAUUAAAAGAGAUUCUAUUAUAACGUGCAUCAUCAAUUUAUUCUAUCAAUUAAUAAAUAUGUGGAGGCUAAUGAACACCCCACUAUUUCUUUUGUAUCAAUAAACAUACCGUAAAAAAUGGAUUUGCUCAUUUUCAAUUUCAAUAUUGACAUGAAUAUUUUUUGAGAAUUUCAUUAGAACGUAUAAAUUGUCGUUUUUGUUGUAUCAGUGUUGUAUGCAGUAUGCCUAUAUAAAACAAAGAAAAAAUCCCGAAUAGUGAAUUUGUUGAAAUAAUGAAUCUAUUGCAUUAUACAUUUUUUUUUGUACAUGGACUUCUCAUGUAUUAAUUAGAUUAUACCAUAUAUUAUAUUUAUAGUAUGUAGUUAAUUUUUUUUUCACCGAGUCACUAAUCCACUCUAAUAGUUACCUCAGUGGCGUAUCUAGGAGGGGGGGGGGGGUUAGCACUUGCCCCGGGCGCCGUUUUUCCUAGAUACGCCACCGAGUUACCCAUUAAUGCAAUCAAUGUUUGAUUUUGACAUUGAAUAUAGAUCAUGUAGAUUGUGUAGGAUUAUUUUCCUACUACGAAUGAAGAAUAUCAGCUGCACGUGUAUCUCUAUAUGGAUAAAUGCAAGCAUAGUGGAAACGUGUGUGUGUGUGCUUGUGGGUAUGUUCGUACUUGUACGUGAUUGUGAAAUAACCAUUGUAAAUUUACAUAGGCCUACUAAGUCACUUAUUCGGUCCUGUUUGAGUAUUUUUCAGAAAUAAAAAAAAUACCCUACUAUCGCAUUUCGUUUUUUUUUAUAUAUAAAUAGCAUAGGUAGCCUAAAGUUGUAAAUAUUUGUGUCUUAUUAAAAUAGUAAUUAACCUUAUAGCUGACAUAAAUGGCAUAACGGGUGUAGUUUCUGAACAAAUUAAGCAUUUCAGAUAUUUGAUCAUACCCUGAUAGCAGAAACUGGUAAAAAUGACGUCAUAAUUACGUCAGUUUAACGACGAGUGUCACGUCAUUUUGACGUCGUAACAUGACGUCUUAUUGACGGGAUCUUGCACCCGCGAAUAACGUCAUUAUGACGUCGUAUAUUGACGUCAUUAUGACGUCUCCAAGAGUGACUACGACGUCUUAAUGACGUCUUAGCAACGUUUUUACAACGUUUUCCUGACCAGUAUCAAGGGUCAGAUUGACGUCGUGUAUUGACGUGAUUAUGACGUCUUCGAGAGUCAACAACGACGUCUUAAUGACAUCCGUGCAACGUGUUCCUGACCGGUUUUAGACGUCAUAUUGAUGUAAUUAUGACGUCUUUAAAAGUCAUCUACGACGUCUUAAUGACAACUUUGCGACGUAUUCCUGACCAGUUUCAGACGUCAUAUUGAUGUAAUUAUGACGUCUUUAUAAGUCAACUACGACGUCUGAAUGACGACUUUGCAACAUAUUGCUGACUAGUAAUAGACGUCAUAUUGACGUCGCAUAUUGAAAUGAAUAUGACGUCUUUUGGAGUCAACUAUGAUAUCUUAACGUAUUCUGACGUGAUAAUGACCUAAACAUUAAAUUCUACAUGCAAUGUACAUACACACAUCACUUCAAAGACCUUGUCAUUGAGGAUUAUCUAUAUUUGGUGAAUACUGAGGUGGUCUGACAAUGUCCAGCAUUCCUAGUAACAAUAUAAUGAUCCUCCAUGCCAGGGCCUUGCAUAACUUGUCUCAGUCUCAAGAACAUGACCCCCCCCCCCCCCGAAAAAGAAUAUAUACAAAAAUGGAAAACGAAAUCAAAUACAUGUACGCAUUUCAAUUACGAAAUCGUGGCAAAUAUUCUAUUAAUAAAUAAAAGUCGCAUAACAUAUUACCAGGAAAAAAAAAGGAAUACAAAAUGUUGAAAACUCUAAAUAGAUUGAAAAAAAAAACACUUUUCUAUGAAAAUGCAGUAUUAGGGUCAAAGGAAUGAAAUUACAAUGUUUGUUAUACCAAUACAUACAAUUGUACAUGUAUAAAUACACAUUAAUACAUAACAGAGGCAUAAUGAUCUCCAAGAAUAAAGCUUUUUCGUUGAAAUUGUAAUUAAAUAUACCUUCAACUUUUAGACAACUAUGUAAUGUAGGUAAAAAUAUACUGUAUGUAAAAAAAAAAUACCCGAGUUGGAAUAGUUUCAGGAUUUAUGGAAGCUCGCAUUUGGGUGAAAGAAUCAUACAUGUACAUUAAUUCUUAUGAAAUGUUUGGGUUGUAUUACACUAUCACUUAGGGCCAGGGGUAAAAGACAGUAGUUGCAGCAAACAAUUAUUUCUUCGGAAAGUCUUUUAAAUUAAGGUUAAUUGUCAAAAUAUUGUACAUAAUCUAGAUCUGGGCCCUGUCUUACAAAGAGUUACGAUUGAUCCGAUCAAUCAUAACUCUAUGGAAAUCCAUCAGUGUCAUAAU